UCGAGCUGGGGCUCUGGCCAAGGCCCCAUAGCUGGAAAAUGGCAGAGGCUGAGAUCCAGGACUGAAAUCCAAGGGGGGACGUAGCAGAUGGUCAGAGGUGGGCUGGGAAUCUCAAGGAGUCCAAUCAAGGAGUCUGGGAAAGCUGACCACUUGAGGCCUUCAGAUUGAGGACUGGGGGAGUCCUGCAGCCCAUCUCCCUCCCUCCCUUUCCCACAAACUCUGCAGUUUGCGAAACCAACCCAUCCCCAGAGUGCCUGCGGUUUCCUGUGGGCCUGGGGUCCUGCCUAACUCUGCAGUGGAGACUGCGGGCAGGGGAGACAGGAGCAGGUGAUUUAAGUCCUUUCUUUGCCUUCUAGUGCUGGGGCUGCUCAGUGGGCACACACGCGCGCACACACACACACACACACACACACACACACACACACACACCCUGAGUCAGCACUCUCCUGGAGGGGCGGGGCGGGGUCACCGAUUCAGUUAGUGGAGACUCUUUAAAGCCCUGCUAGGACCCUGCUACAGUCAGACACUACUACUCUCACCAUGAGUCCCUGGCAGCCCCUGGUCCUGGCGCUCCUGGUGCUGGGAUGCUGCUCUGCUGCCCCUGCCUACCGCCAGGCCAACAUGAUGACCUUCCCCGGAGACCUGAAAAGCAUGACCCUCACUGAAUCGCAGCUGGCACAGGAAUACCUGUUACACUACGGUUACACUGUUGAGCAUGAGAUGCAGAAGACUGAGAUGCAGACGACUGAGAUGCAGAAGACUGAGUCGCAGAAGACUGAGGUGCAGACGUCGGAGACGCAGAAGACUGAGGUGCAGAAGACUGAGAUGCACAUGUAUGCGAGCACUGAGGUGUCCCUGCAAUCACAUCUGCUGCAUCUGCAGAAGCAGCUGUCCCUGCCCGAGACUGGUCAGCUGGACAACACCACCCUGAAGGCCAUACGAACCCCACGCUGCGGUGUCCCAGAUACGGGCAGGUUUCAAGCUUUUCCAGGUCAACCCAAGUGGGACCACAACAACAUCACAUAUUGGAUCCAAAACUACACGCAAGACUUGCCGCCCCACGUCGUCGAUGAUGCCUUUAUCCGUGCCUUCGACGCGUGGAGCGCAGUGACGUCGCUCACCUUCACGCGCGUCUAUAGCGAGGAGGCGGACAUCACCAUCAUGUUUACUUUCGCGGAGCAUGGAGACCCUUACCCCUUAGACGGGAAUAACGGGGUUCUGGCACACGCCUUUGCUCCUGGCCCCGGUAUUCAGGGAGACGCCCACUUCGACGACGACGUGUUGUGGUCUCUGGGCAAGGGCGCCGUGCUUUCUACCUACCGCGGAAACGCAAAUGGAGCCCCCUGUCACUUCCCCUUCACCUUCGAGGGCCGCUCCUACUCCACUUGCAUCACAGCCGGCAUCUCUGACGGCAGUCCUUGGUGCGGCACCACCGCCAACUAUGACACCGACCACCAGUAUGGCUUAUGCCCCAGCGAGAAACUCUACACCUAUGAAGGCAAUGCAGACCGCAAACCCUGCGUGUUUCCAUUCGUCUUCGAGGGCAAAUCCUACUCUGCCUGCACCACCCAAGGUCGCUCUGAUGGCCGCCACUGGUGUGCCACCACCCCCAACUAUGAUGUGGACAAGCUGUAUGGCUUCUGCCCAAACCGAGCUGAUGCAGCUGUGAUUGGAGGCAACUCCGCUGGGGAAAUGUGCGUCUUCCCCUUUACCUUCCUGGGCCAGGAGUACUCGGCCUGUACCGUCCAGGGCCGAACUGAUAAUCGCCUCUGGUGUGCCACCACCUCAAACUUCGACACUGACAAAAAGUGGGGCUUCUGCCCAAAUGAAGGAGUCAGCCUAUUCCUUGUGGCAGCGCACCAGUUCGGUCAUGCACUGGGCCUAGGCCACUCUUCGGUGCCAAAGUCACUCAUGUACCCCAUGUAUAACUUCAUGGAGGGCACCUUGCUGCACGAGGAGGACGUGACAGCGAUCCAGCAUCUCUAUGGAUCAAAGGAGCAAAUCUCUAGUUCUUCUCAGGUCUCUAGCGUGUCUUCGGUUCAAGUGGACAAUGCCUGCAAUCUCAGCAUCUUCGACGCCAUUGUGGAGAUCGGGAACUAUCUGCACUUAUUCAAGGAUGGACGGUAUUGGCAAUUCUCUGAGGACAGAGGGUGCCAGGGCCCCUUCCUUAUCACCGACACGUGGCCCGCACUGCCUGCUCGACUGGAUUCUGCCUUUAAGGAGCCAAUCUCCAAUAAGAUUUUCUUCUUCUCGGGGCGCCAAGUGUGGGUGUACGUAGGCACGACGGUGCUGGGCCCGCAGCCUCUGGACAAACUGGGUCUGACCCAGGAUGUGACCCAAAUCACCGGGGUCCUCUGGCUUAACUGGGGGAAGGCGCUGCUGUUCAGCAAGCAUCUCUUCUGGAGGUUCGACGUGAAGUCGGAGACAGUGGAUACCCAGAUGCCCACUUGGGUGGAUCAGAUGUUCUCCGGAGUGCCCACGAACUCGCACAACAUCUUCCAAUACCAAGAGAAUGCCUACUUCUGCCAGGAUCGCUUUUUCUGGCGUGUGAAUUCCAAGUUGGGGAACCACGUGGACAAAGUGGGCUCUGUGACCGUGGACAUCCUGAAGUGCCCUUAGGACUAGGGCUCUCAUCCGUCUUCAGCAGUGCAGUGUGGGUCCUCACGGGACCAUCCCUGCGGGGAAGAAGCCAGUUUGCAGGAUACAAACUGGUGUUUUCUUCUAGAACAUGGAGAGGAGUGGAGGUGGGCUGGGCCCUGUCUUCACAACUUUUUUGGUCAGAAUGUUUCUAAUAAACUUGGAU
Sciurus carolinensis (gray squirrel) is the source of this 2803-nucleotide messenger RNA. RefSeq names its product matrix metallopeptidase 9 (gene Mmp9). Gene Ontology annotation, biological process: extracellular matrix organization; proteolysis; collagen catabolic process. NCBI's taxonomy places the organism in Eukaryota, Metazoa, Chordata, Mammalia, Rodentia, Sciuridae. Bases 541 to 2619 code for a protein of 692 amino acids. Gene Ontology annotation, cellular component: extracellular matrix. The transcript is spliced from 14 exons. Gene Ontology annotation, molecular function: metalloendopeptidase activity; zinc ion binding. The record is from RefSeq and is a predicted model, not a curated record.